Molecule: messenger RNA, 654 nt
Organism: Phaedon cochleariae (mustard beetle)
Lineage: Eukaryota; Metazoa; Arthropoda; Insecta; Coleoptera; Chrysomelidae
Source: the annotation of a GenBank genome assembly
CCCAGAUAGAUGUGCGCAAGUGUAACUUGUGCUAGUGUCCCAACAAUCGUUACAAAAAAAGAAGAGGAGAAUGGUCUGGCAUCACUGUUAAACAUAAACUGUCAUUCUUUUUUCAUUGAUAACUCGUCAAAGCGAUGGCAGACGCAGUUGCAAAGAAACCGAGGGCCGAAAAGAAGGCUACCAAGGAAGCCCCAGCAGCCUCUGACAAACCCUCAGUCAAAAGGAGGCCUCUGAAAAGGCACGGCAGAUUAUAUGCCAAAGCCAUCUUCACUGGUUACAAAAGGGGGCUUCGUAACCAACACGAAAACACGGCACUUCUGAAUGUGGAAGGUACCUCUGCCAAACAAGACAGUUGGUUCUAUGUGGGAAAGAAGUGUGUGUAUGUCUACAAAGCCAAGAACAAGACAUGUGUCCCUGGAAGGCCCAAGUCUGUCAAAUCUAAAGUGCGUGCUAUUUGGGGCAAAGUGACUAGGCCACAUGGUACUAGAGGUGCUGUCAGAGCUAAGUUUGAUAGGAACUUACCUGCCAAAGCAAUGGGGCACCGUAUUAGAAUUAUGCUGUACCCAUCCAAAAUAUAGACCUUUUAUAAUAAAUACUUAAAAAAUAAAUGACAGACUUGUUACAUAUUCUUUGUUCAUUUUUUUUCCCUAAAUA